Messenger RNA from Amborella trichopoda, 2566 nucleotides. Lineage: Eukaryota; Viridiplantae; Streptophyta; Magnoliopsida; Amborellales; Amborellaceae. The record is from RefSeq and is a predicted model, not a curated record.
AUUUGAGGGAUCUCAAGCAGGAAUUCAAUUGUUCUUCUUCUAAUUCAGGAAGAGGAGGGAAAGAAACCAUUUCAAAGAAUCGUAAAGAGAGCAUGCUGAUACUAUGAGAUGGGCUGUUUCAAAGAACUAUUAAUCACAGCAUCCUGUGACAAUUGGGAAUCAGAUAAACCCUAUUAAACAGUGGAUACAAUGCAUAGAAGGAAGGAAUUAAACAAGAUGGCUGCCAGAGGAUUCCCACAACAAAAGAGCUCUUCGGAUCACUAUUUAAAUUUAUCUGGGGAAUUACUUUUACAUAAGCCAUUCCCAAAUGUCCUGCCUGUGCAGUGGUGCCAUGUUGUCUCAAAAGAAACGUGUGAACAAGACCCAUUUCAUUCAUUGACAAGUGGUAACACAUUUUCCUGUGCUUUUCCUAAACUAGUAUUGGUUCCAUGAUGGCAUGAUCACAUAGCAGCUGUUCUUUUGUCAUUCCGUGCCAUGUUACUUGGGAGGAGACUCCUUAACCUUAUGGAGAAAUGCAUUACCAUGGCACAACUGAAGCAAGCCCGUGCACAGUAUUGGUAACACAUUUCCCUGUGCUUUUCCUAAACUAGUAUUGGUUCCAUGAUGGCAUGAUCACAUAGCAGCUGUUCUUGUGUCAUUCCAUGCCAUGUUACUUGGGAGGAGACUCCUUAACCUUCUGGAGAAAUGCAUUACCAUGGCACAACUGAAGCAAGCCCAUGCACAGUUUAUCACUGGAGGGCUUGGAGUCCAUGAUUAUGUACUCAGUAGGCUCGUAGCCUUCUGCUCAAACCCAAAUCGAGGGAGCCUCAACUAUGCAUGCCUUCUCUUUGACCAGAUUGAGAACCGACCGAUUUGCAUCUGGAACACCAUGCUUAAAGCCUUACUAAACAAUGGAGCACUCCGGGAAACCAUGAAAAUCUAUCAUAGAAUGCUGCAGGCUAAUGUGAUACCUGAUAAUUACACGCUUCCGUAUGUGUUGAAGGCAUGUGCCCAUAUGUGUGACCAUGAAUUUGGAGAAGAGGCCCAUGACAAUGCUUUGAAACUAGGGUUUGGCUCUGACCCAUAUGUUGCUAAUACUUUGAUCCUCAUGUACAUGGCAUGUGGGAGAACUGAUUCAGCCAUCAAAGUCUUUAAUUGUAGCCCAACAAAGACAUUAGUUUCUUGGACUGUUAUGGUUUCAGGCUAUGCAAAGCAAGGGGAUGUGGACUCUGCAUGGUCUAUGUUUGAAGGAGCUCCUGUGAGAGAUCUGAAAUUAUGGGGUGCUAUGGUUGCUUGUUAUGCACAAAACAAUUGUUCCAAGGAGGCCCUGCAACUGUUUCGACUAAUGCAGGCAGAGGGCAUAAAGCCCGAUGAGGCCAUCUUGGGGAGUGUUCUCACUGCAUGUGCCCAACUUGGUGCUCUAGAUUUGGGAAGAUGGGUUCAUAAAUAUGCGAAUAUCCACUGGGGAAUGGAUCUAAGCAUCAAAUUAAGCACUGCACUGGUUGAUAUGUAUGCAAAAUGUGGGUCUUUAAAGGAGUCAAAACAGCUAUUUGAUAAGAUGUCUCAAAGGGAUGUAGUUUCUUGGAAUGUGAUGAUUGGUGGGCUUGCGAUGCAUGGGGAUGGGUAUGGAGCAUUUGCUCUCUUUACCAAGAUGCAACAAAUGGGUUUUUCCCCCAACGAUCUCACAUUCAUUGCUCUUUUUACCGCUUGUAGCCAUUCAGGCUUAGUAGAAGAAGGGCGCGAGCUCUUUGAGAAAAUGAGCAUAGUCUAUGGUAUCAAACCACAGCAUGAGCACUAUGCAUGCGUUGUGGAUUUCUUGAGUAGAGCAGGGCGUUUCCAAGAGGCAAAAGAGAUGCUAAAAAGAAUGCAUGGGCCUGAAGAAGCAAUUGCAUGGAGGGCUAUGCUUAGUGCCUCAAGGAAUCAUAGGGACAUUGGAUUUUCUGAACUAGCAAGAAAUCAUCUCUUACAAUUGGAGCCUCAUAGUGGGGUUUAUUCCCUCCUCUCAAACAUUUAUGCGGCUGCUGGAAAAUGGUAUCUUUCUGGGAAAACAAUGACAAUGAUGAAGGAAAAUGGGGUCUCUAAAACACCCGGCAGUAGCUCUAUUGAGGUGAAUGGGUUUGUGCAUGAGUUUGUUGCAGGAGAGAGAAAACACCCUCUUGCCAAAGAGAUACGCAAGAUGUGGGAGGAGAUAAAUCGACAGCUGAGAUUGGAGGGAUACAAGCCAGACAUAUCGGGCUCGGCAUUUGAUGUGGAUGAGGAGGAGAAAGAGAGUUUGGUGAGUGAGCAUAGUGAGAAGUUGGCCAUUGCUUUUGGAUUUAUGAGCCAUGGUCCAAAUGUACCUAUCAGAGUGAUAAAGAACCUAAGGGUCUGUGGAGAUUGCCACUCUGUUACAAAGCUCGUAAGUAAGGUUUUUGGGCGUGAAAUCAUUGUUAGGGAUCGGAUUCGCUUCCACCAUUUUAAUGGGGGGUCUUGCUCUUGCAUGGAUUACUGGUGAUCAACAAGUGUUUGCAAGAAUAAGAACUGCAGGCUAAUCUCUCAGCAUGAAGAAGACAUCUAGGCACAUGCUUAAAUUUAGAUGUAUAAACCU